UGUAAUUUGUGAGACAAAAGCCACACGAUACGCGCGCGAAGACAAGCGCACGCGCAUAAACAUUUCAGUGGACGCGUUCGCGCGCAUCGCACGUUUGUAGCGCGCACGACCGAACGCACCAUGAUGCUCGCAGGCGCGCAAAUCGUGGACGAGCAGAGUGUGGCCUAUAGGCCUGACAUGUCGGGAACAGUGAGGCCUAGUGCCAGCCCCUCCCAAGCCCCUACCCCCGCCUCUCCCCUGGGAACUCAAGGCCUAAGACAAACCGUCGCUAAAAUCCCGAACAGGGAUCCAGUGGAUAUCCAUUUCUCCAAUAUCACAUGUACCGUCAGCUUAGGCAUCAAUAAAGGUCAGAAGCAGAUCCUGCAUGGAGUGCACGGUAGACUACGUCCUCGGCAGCUGAUCGCUAUCAUGGGCCCCUCUGGCGCCGGCAAGUCCACAUUACUCGACGUACUCUCCGGAUACCGUAUUAGUGGCGUUGGUGGAGCAGUCUUCAUUAAUGGAAGGGGGCGUGUCCUUAAGAAGUUCAAGCGCAUGUCGUGCUACAUACAGCAGGACGACCGGCUGCAGGGCCUGCUCACUGUCGGCGAGAACAUGAUGCUCGCCGCAGACCUUAAGCUGCCCACCAAACUAGACAAAUACGAGAAGGGAGAAGUGAUCGAAGACAUCCUGACCAACCUCGGUUUAUACGAGCACAUGAACACUAGCGCUGCGCAGCUAUCUGGUGGUCAGAGAAAGCGACUCUCCAUUGCUCUGGAGCUCAUCAGCAAUCCACUCAUUAUGUUCCUAGAUGAACCCACUACAGGUCUCGACAGUUCCUCGUGCUCGAAUGUGGUGGAACUAUGCCGUAGCUUGGCACAUCAGGGACGGACAAUUGUGUGCACGGUGCAUCAGCCAUCGGCGUCGCUGUUCGCACUCUUCGACCACGUGUACGUACUGGCAGCGGGCAGCUGCCUCUACCAGGGCACUACCGCCAAUCUAGUGCCGUAUCUACACCAAGCCGGCUUACCUUGUCCCAUGUAUCACAAUCCCGCCGAUUACAUAAUAGAAUUAGCGUGCGGCGAAUACGGUGAGGACAAGAUCGAGUACUUGACGAACAAAGCGGAAAAUGGGAGAGACUUGAGCUGGUUCGAAGAGCCAGAGGGCAUUCCUAGCAUGGAGGCGCUCCGCAAGCAGUAUCCACUCAGCGUUCUAAAGGAACAAGACUCAGGACCCGCGGCAGAAGAGACCUCACAAUCCAACCAGACUUCGGUGCUCAUCAAAAGAGGAUUCAUGAAAGCUAAACGUGAUUCUACUAUGACGCACUUGAGGCUUGUGGUGAACGUUGUGGUGGGCAUUAUGCUCGGCAGCUUAUUCAUCAAGGCGGGCAAUGAAGGCUCGCGUGUGAUAGAGAACUACAAUCUACUGUUCGCCAUACUGAUGCACCACAUGAUGUCACCUAUGAUGCUCACCAUACUCACAUUUCCAUCAGAGAUGUCAAUAUUAAUAAAGGAACACUUCAAUCGAUGGUACUCGCUGGGUUCUUACUACAUAUCGAUAACGCUUGUGGAUCUGCCGAUCUCUAUCGUGUCGUGUCUGGUGUUCAGCAUCAUAGUGUACACGAUGUCGUCGCAGCCGCUGGACGUGGUGCGCUUCCUCAUGUUCUUCGCGAUCUCGCUUUACACGGUGCUCGUCGCGCAGAGUUUCGGUCUCAUGAUCGGCGCUGUCUUCAAUGUCGUGAACGGCACAUUCCUGGGGCCUGCGCUCUCAGUGCCAAUGAUGAUGUUCGCCGGCUUCGGCGUGACACUACGAGACCUACCCCCCUACUUGUACUGGGGUUCCUACGUCUCCUACUUACGGUACGGACUGGAGGGACUAAUCGGAGCCAUCUACGGCCUCGAGAGACCGACACUUGAUUGUAACCAGGCCAAAUACUGCCAUUAUAGAUACCCGAGGACGUUUUUAAAAGAAGUAGCGAUGUCACCCGACAUGUUUUGGUGGGAUGUGUUAGCUCUCACCGUCUUCGUCUUCGUUUUAAGAACUGCCGCCUUCUUGUUGUUAAAAUGGAAACUCAAUGCAGUCAGAUAGACUUGCUAAAGUUUUCUAUAGUUACUUCCCCAUUGAAAGUCGUAAUGGUCAAAUUAUUGACUAAUUAACGUCUCUGAGUACGUUAGUUGCCAUGUUGUAUUGUACAGUUAGUAACAAAUGCAAAACCAAAGAUUUCUAUGUAUUUGAAAAAAAAAGACGUUUAAAUAUAAAUUCAUAUGUGAUUAAUUUUCAUUUGACGUAUAUCAUACCCAUAGUUAUAUAACCUAUAGAUUACCUUAUCCGGAGCACAAAAGCGUAAAUAAGACCAUUUAAUGUCUUUUUUUUUUUUUAAAUUCAUUCAGUGUUGCCAUUUGUAAU
This is a messenger RNA of Papilio machaon (common yellow swallowtail), 2382 nucleotides long. Its product is annotated as ATP-binding cassette sub-family G member 1. The transcript has 11 exons. The record is from RefSeq and is a predicted model, not a curated record. Lineage: Eukaryota; Metazoa; Arthropoda; Insecta; Lepidoptera; Papilionidae. Gene Ontology annotation, molecular function: ATP binding; ATP hydrolysis activity; ABC-type transporter activity. The coding region runs from base 121 to 2064 and encodes 647 amino acids. Gene Ontology annotation, cellular component: plasma membrane.